Drosophila obscura is the source of this 963-nucleotide messenger RNA. RefSeq lists its product as uncharacterized. The record is from RefSeq and is a predicted model, not a curated record. NCBI's taxonomy places the organism in Eukaryota, Metazoa, Arthropoda, Insecta, Diptera, Drosophilidae. The transcript has a single exon. Bases 1 to 963 code for a protein of 320 amino acids.
AUGGAUUUUUUCCCGGGCAGGGACGGAUUGAACGAUUUAAACAGCUUGAAAAAGCUCAAGUCUUUGGAUGCUAGUUUGUGGUGUUCCGAAGAAGAAGAAUUUGACGAAGAAAACGAUAAGCUGCUUACGGAUUUUGUUUGCAAUCUCAAGCAAUUCCCGUCUCUAAGGAAGCUGACGUUGUUUGCUGACUCAUAUAGCGGAAGAGGAUUGCAUGUUCUUAAUCAACUGGAAUAUCUGGAGGUGAAUACCUUUUCUAAAUUCGACGACAAGAUCUUGACGGACUGCUUCCAAACGAUGAAGCAAUUACGCCACCUAGACAUUAAUUAUCCUAACACCCUCACUGAAAAUAAUUUGGAAAUGCUGGUGACGAGCUGCCAGCAGCUGGAACGUCUGGUCCUUCAUAUAGAGCACAGCGAUUCAUCGGAGCCCUAUGAGCUGGUCUGCCAAUUGCCCACGCUGCAGCAUUUGCAGGUCGAUCAUGGCGGUAUUUUACGUGACUCGUUAAUAGAGGGGUUGAUUAACAAAAAGGGUUCCCCUAUGGAAAGUCUUAUCCUGGGACCAGACGAGUUGCCCGUGGAUCAAGUUAAACGUCUUUGCAAUAUUUCUACACUCAAGGAACUCGAAGUAGCCUGCAACACCGUCCCCUUGGAGGACUUACUGAAGCUGAAAAACCUUCUAUACCUCCACAUAUCCAUGCCAAUUACGGAUGACCAAGCAUUGAACAUUCUGAAGGGGCUUCCGCACCUAAAAGCUCUCAAUAUACUAGAGGACUCUGAGAUAGACCAAGUAAACUUGGUGAAUAGUGUUCGUACCUGGGUGAGCGGACAAAAGGAGCAGCGUGGGAAGAUCAAAAUCUAUCUCAACAGGUAUAUAAAAUAUACUGAUUCUUUGGUUGAAUUUAAAUUCGAUCACUUAGAACCCAUAUUGAUAAACAAAGAACUAAUUGAACGAGAUCAGAACUAG